Penicillium bovifimosum is the source of this 927-nucleotide messenger RNA. RefSeq lists its product as uncharacterized. The transcript has a single exon. Bases 1 to 927 code for a protein of 308 amino acids. Lineage: Eukaryota; Fungi; Ascomycota; Eurotiomycetes; Eurotiales; Aspergillaceae. The record is from RefSeq and is a predicted model, not a curated record.
AUGCCUGGCCUCAAGUUCCGCCCAUCCUCAAAACCCUCAUUCAUUGUGAAAUUCUGGGCCGCAAUUGGUAUUUCGAACCAACCCGAACUUCAACGAGCAGUCACUGAGUACGUUAGAAAGAUCUACGCUCCAAUUCUUAACGAGUAUCUCACUACGGGUCGACCGAUUGACGACAUGUUCAAACGUAACCACGCCAUCAGGGAGAGAUUGAGAAGGGAUCUUCGGAACAGGUUGGAUGAGCUGCCUGAAUUCGUCCAGGAUAGGCAUUAUAAGACGCACAAGAAGCUAACUGAGAUUUUGAUUGAUCUUGUUAGAUUUUACAGAUUUCAGAAAGAUGGAUGGAAGAGACAUAUGGAAGUCGACGAUGUCGCCGCUACUAGCUCCGCUGCUGGUCCUGCCCCUAUCCCAGCUCCUGCUCCUGCUCACGCACCAGCUUCAGCUUCAGCUGCAGCUCCUACUCCUGCUCCCGCACUAGCUCCUACUCAUGCAAUGGCUCCAGCUCUAGCUCAUCUCCCAGCUGCUGCUUCAGCACCGGCUCCUACCUAUGCACCGGCCACCACCCCUAUCACCGUCCCAGCUACUGUCCCAGCUCAGGCUUGCACUGCCAGUACGACCAGCACCUCUCCAGUUCCGGCUCCAGCUCCAGCCCCUUCUUCAGGUCAUGUCCCCACCAUCGCGGACCUGCUAAUGUUAUACGUCGACCCCGACUUCUCUUCAACCCGCGCACAAAUCGAAGACAGCCCCGACUACAUUGAGUUUGGAAACGUCCACAAAUUCCAAUUGGGGAAUGCGGCUGAGCAGGCUACUACGCCGGCAGACGAGGAAAUUAUCACUCCGGAGUUGAACGAAGAUCUCCAGACGUUCGAGGCUGGGCUUGAGACUUUCUACGUGGAUUAUGAAGAGUAUGAGGGUGAGGAUGUGCUUUAG